AUGAAGAAGCCAUUUAGAUUCCUGAAUUUUUGGGUGGAACAUGCUUCUUUUAAAGAACUGGUGAAGGAGAACUGGAAAGCUGAUUUUAGUGCCAAUCCAUACAUCAUCUUCAAUCACAAAAUGAAGAAAUUGAAAAAGGCCUUAUCAGUGUGGAGCAAGGAGACUUUUGGAGAUAUUUUCCAGAAGGUUGCAAGCUUGGAGGAAGUUGUUCUUGUACAUGAAGCUGAGUUUGAAGCAAAUCCCACAAAGUUAAACAGACAGAGAUUACAAAAGGUUCAAGCAGUUUUGAUCAAGUUCUUAGCUUUAGAGGAAAAAUACUGGAAACAGAAGGCAGGGAUGGCUUGGUUCAAGGAUGGGGAUAGGAACACCAAAUUUUUCCAUGCUCAUGUAAGAGGUAGAAGGAAGAAGCUGCAAUUAAACAGAAUUCAAAACAGGCAAGGAGUGUGGAUUGAAGAGGAGGAAAGAAAUAGCUGCAGAAGCAAUCAAGACAAUGUUCCUACAUUGAUUGACAUGGGGCAGAAUGAAGAACUAAUAAAGCAGCCAACUAUGGAAGAAGUGAGGGCAGCUGUGUUUGGAUUGAAUGGAGACGGUGCAGGAGGUCCUGAUGGCUUUACAGGCAAAUUUUAUCAGUCCUGUUGGGAGAUUAUUGGAGAUGAUUUAUUUGACAUGGUUAGAGCCUUUUUCAAUGGUCAUGACUUGCCAAAAUGUGUUACACACACCAACCUUGUUCUGAUUCCAAAGAAGAAAGAAUCAGGCUUUGUCAAAGGAAGGAGCAUAGUGGAAAAUAUUCUAUUAACCCAACAGAUAGUCACAGAUAUGAGGCUUAGAACCAAGGUAGGACCUAAUGUCAUUAUGAAGCUUGACAUGACUAAGGCUUAUGACAGACUAUCCUGGUUAUUCCUGACCAAGGUUCUAAGAAAAAUGGGAUUUUCAGAGAGAUUUAUAGGAAUGGUGUUUGCAGAAGCACUUUCAAGAGGCCUUAAUGCACUGCAUUUGAACUUAUACUUUUGUGGCUAUGGAUUGCCUAAGUGGAGUCCAAAGAUCAAUCAUCUUUCUUAUGCAGAUGACAUGAUCAUUUUCUCCUCAUCAGAUGCAACAUCACUUAGACUGAUCAUGGAGGUACUUGCACAUUAUGAAUCAGCUUCUGGACAGUUGGUGAACAAGGCAAAAUCUGCUGUAUAUCUCCAUCACUUAACAAAUAUAGAAGUGGCAAAUAAAGUGGAGAUGAUCACAGGGAUAAAGAGCUACCGGGCCUCACUUCCUCUUGAUGGGUCUCAGGAGCAUCCAGCCUUAUGCCCCGUAUUGGGUUUUGAGACAGCUCGGGAGAUGCCAAAUAGUGCCAAAAGUGAAGAUCUUAGUGCCCAAGUAGUUGAGAUUGGUCCUGAUGGCCAGUUUCAUGAAGCGACAAUUCGCCAGAUUUGGAGCGAGCGUCAAUACUUGGCGGCAAAUACCUGUGUACGUGAUCGAUCCAAAGGAGAGUUUCACCAGGGUACCAUGCUUGGUAUAGAAGGGAAAUUGCGUUUGGGAGGCCGGCCAAAAGACCCCACCUUCAGGAAUUUGUCGAGUCAUCACAAGAACAGUGGGCUUGGUUAG
Molecule: messenger RNA, 1593 nt
Organism: Nicotiana attenuata
Lineage: Eukaryota; Viridiplantae; Streptophyta; Magnoliopsida; Solanales; Solanaceae
Exons: 5
Coding region: 1-1593 (530 amino acids)
Source: RefSeq, a predicted model, not a curated record